AAAAAUCUAACUCCAAAUCACAAAAAAUGGUUCCUGUAUUUGCAUCGUUGAUACAUUCAGUUAUGGUCGUGUUCAUUGUCCUAGAGUCAAUGACGACCAUUAACGCUAGAGAAUUAAGACCGUCCGAUCACGGCCUUGAGUACUACUACGAACCAGGCGAGUCUUCAUCAUCGGGGAUGACGACAUUCUUCGGACCACCUUCUUCAAAUGACCUGAAGUCCACGACAUCUUCAUCAUCACCGUCUGGCUCGAUAUUGCCGAGUGCGGUGAAAUCUCCACUGCCGACGACGACGACGUUACCAAAAGUUCGGGAUGAUGAUGAUGAUGAUCACGCGAUGAAUCACGUGCUGGUAGUGGGCAGCUUGGUGUGUGGAAUCUCCGGUGUAGCUUUGAUUGUCGCUUCUGCUCUCAUUUAUUUUCUUGGUUACCCGAAAACACAAAACUCCUCUGUUAAUUGUGAUCACAUUCAUAACAAUGUCACUAAUACCAAGUAGAAUUUAUUUUGUCUCUAUAAUUUUGUGAAUUGAUUCAAGAAAAUAAAGAUGUUGUUCUCAUGUGAA
This is a messenger RNA of Capsella rubella, 560 nucleotides long. RefSeq lists its product as uncharacterized. The coding region runs from base 27 to 494 and encodes 155 amino acids. The record is from RefSeq and is a predicted model, not a curated record. The transcript has a single exon. NCBI's taxonomy places the organism in Eukaryota, Viridiplantae, Streptophyta, Magnoliopsida, Brassicales, Brassicaceae.